This is a messenger RNA of Drosophila biarmipes, 540 nucleotides long. RefSeq lists its product as uncharacterized. The transcript is spliced from 2 exons. The record is from RefSeq and is a predicted model, not a curated record. Lineage: Eukaryota; Metazoa; Arthropoda; Insecta; Diptera; Drosophilidae. Bases 114 to 488 code for a protein of 124 amino acids.
CAUUCAAUUAUCUCUCCGGCUUGCGGCUGUUAAGGCUUUAAAGUGUGCCCCACACACCGGGUUGUGCUCAGUCGAAUUCUGUUCUCGGACCAUUAAGCACCGAACAACCCAACAUGAGAGUCGCCGUCGCAUUUGCUGUUUUUCUCGCCGGACUGUGCGUGCUGUCCGGACUGAACGCGGCGCCCGUGGUGUGCAACGAUGGCAGUGGCAUCCAGGUGUCCGAUGGCAACGGCUAUCAAAGUCAGACGCAAACCGGCCCGGGCUGCCAGAGCCAGACCUCCGACGACGGGUCCCAGUCGCAGAGCCAGAGCCAAACGGGCAAUGGCUACCAGUCGCAGACGCAGUGCAGCGGCUCCUCUUGCGGUCAGUUCAGCCCCUUCCCGCCCCUGUUCACCCUCAGGCCGUUCCAGCCCCUGCAGCCCAUCACCUGGCGGCCGUUCGGCCAGGCAGGGAGCUACCAGGCGCAGCAGCAGACCAACGUCGAUUAAGUUCUCGAAGCGGUAAACUCAAUAAAUGAUCUAGAGAUUGAUGCAACUUAAA